CCCCCGCGGAUGGUCUGUUGUUCUUGUCCUGUGCGUGCGAGCUGAUGCCCCUCUUCGCCAGACGCUCUCUCACCUCCCCUAUUCUUCGUCUCCCCGUAUUCGAGCGCAUAUACUCUACUCUACCCUCACCAUAAGCCAUGGCUAGGUCUCCCAGAGGCCGCAUCCGACAGCUCGCAACCACGUCCGACGACCCCCUCACUCAAGCCAUCGCACCGCCCCCAGACGAGUCCGAGGUUGCGCGAGCGGAGCGGCUGCGCCAGGAGGCAGAGGCGAAGCGCAUUAGCGACGACAUCGAUGAGGAGCUCAAGCGCGAGCGUGCUGUCUGGAAGAAAAACAAGUCCCUCUUCAAGCUCUUGCUCCUCGGCCAAAGCGAGAGUGGCAAGUCGACCACGCUAAAGAACUUCCAGCUCGCCUUCGCCCCUAAUGCAUGGCAGCAGGAACGCGCUUCUUGGCGUUCCGUCAUUCAGCUCAACCUCGUCCGCUCUGUCAACAUCAUCCUCGAUGUCCUCGCCGAAGAAAUGGCCGCUGCGCCCUCCCGCACAACCAGCCCCGGGCCUGGCUCCAUCGUGACCUCGCGACCCACCAGCCCCAACUUCCACACCAUCCCUGCCUCUCCUAGCGCGGACCUGGAUCCUGACGCGGAUGCCGACGCCGAUACAGCGCCUCCGCUCGAGUUCUCGCACCAGCAUGCGCUCCUCAAGAUGCGCCUCACGCCGCUGCGCCAAGCCGCGGGGAAUGCGGGUAGUGUAGAAGGCAGCACGAGCGAGCACGGUGAGCGCGGGCGCAUGGACAGCGCGACGGAGGUGCUAGCCGGGUGUGCGGGGGAUGUGCGCGAGCUAUGGGCGAAUGGGGUCGUGCGCACUAUGCUUGCACGGCGCAAGAUGCACCUGGAGGAGUCGUCUGGUUUCUUCCUAGACGAUGUAGAGCGCAUUGCGACGCGCACGUAUGAGCCGACGGACGAUGAUGUCGUGCGUGCGCGAUUUCGGACGCUGGGGGUGCAGGAAUAUAGCCUUACAUUCGAGAAUACCGAUGUUACGGAACGCGGCAUCGCGAAGGAGUGGAUGAUAUACGACGUCGGAGGUGCUCGAACAUCACGGGCGGCAUGGCUUCCGUACUUCGAGGAUGCGCACGCAAUCUUGUUCCUCGCACCUAUUUCGUGCUUCGACGAGGUCCUCACCGAGGACCGGCGCGUCAACCGCCUCGAGGACUCGUUCAUCCUCUGGAAGGCGAUUGUCUCGUCCAAACUCCUCACCAAGUGCAUCAUCAUCCUGUUCCUCAACAAGUACGAUCUUCUCGCGCGCAAGCUCAAGAGCGGCGUCAAGGUCAAAAAGUAUCUCUCCAGCUUCGGCGACCGCGAGAACUCGGCAGCGGUGCUGGCCAAGUACUUGCACCAAAAGUUCCGCGACCAGCACAAGGACCUCUCGCCGGAACCGCGAUCGUUCUAUGGCUACGUGACGUCCGUGGUCGACACGAAAGCGACUGCGUCGACGCUUCUAUCAGUGCGCGACGGUCUCCUCCAACAAUAUCUAGCCAAGGCGGAUCUAGUCUAAUACCUUAUCUCUUAUUCCUAAAUCUCCGGAUAUCUCCUCUCAUAUCUUGUAUACUACAUAGUGCUCGAUCACGGUCUGCAUAUAUUUAUCCCGGAUCCC
Postia placenta MAD-698-R-SB12 is the source of this 1649-nucleotide messenger RNA. RefSeq lists its product as hypothetical. Gene Ontology annotation, biological process: adenylate cyclase-activating G protein-coupled receptor signaling pathway. Lineage: Eukaryota; Fungi; Basidiomycota; Agaricomycetes; Polyporales; Adustoporiaceae. The transcript has 11 exons. The record is from RefSeq and is a predicted model, not a curated record. Gene Ontology annotation, cellular component: heterotrimeric G-protein complex. Gene Ontology annotation, molecular function: GTPase activity; guanyl nucleotide binding; G protein-coupled receptor binding. Bases 138 to 1550 code for a protein of 470 amino acids.